AUGUCACCAUAUAGACUAGUCUAUGGUAAAGCAUGUCACUUGCUUGAAGAGGUAGAACACAAAGCUUACUGGGCCAUUAAACAGUUUAAUUUUCAUGCUGACCAAUCUGGUUCAUCUAGGAAGCUGCAGAUUGCUAAGUUGGAAGAACUUCGAAGGGAUGCUUAUGAUAAUGCCAAAUUGUCUAAAGAGCGUAUGAAGCACUUUCACGACAGACAUAUCCAAAGAAAAUCUUUCUACCCAGACCAGCAAGUGUUGCUAUACAACUCCAGAUUACACCUCUUCCCUGGAAAGCUGAAAUCUCGAUGGAGUGGCCCUUAUAGGGUAAAAGCUGUGACUUCCCAUGGAGCGGUGGAACUUCUAAACUCUCACAAUGGUAAAACUCAAAGAAAAAGUUGGAGAAGAGGGGAGGGAGAGGUGUCUGGAUGUCUCCUGAUUUCCUCUUAA
Messenger RNA from Carya illinoinensis, 444 nucleotides. RefSeq lists its product as uncharacterized. The transcript has a single exon. Lineage: Eukaryota; Viridiplantae; Streptophyta; Magnoliopsida; Fagales; Juglandaceae. The record is from RefSeq and is a predicted model, not a curated record. Bases 1 to 444 code for a protein of 147 amino acids.